UUUAAAUAUUCGAAUUUUCAAAUCUAAUUCGGACUAUUCCCUAGUCAAAGUACACAAAAAAUACUUAUUGAAGAUUUCAUCAGUUAUUGCUUUGAAAAAUUUACCUCCUCUGUAGAAUUACUUGUAAAAAUGUAAAAAGAGUUGUGUGGCAACACGUGCAUGAGAAAAAUUCUUGGGGAUGUCAAAUAAGUGCUGUGAUUGGCUAUUUGGUGGCCUCUUAGUGGACUUGUAGCCUAACAGAGGCUCUGUUUGGCAGUACACAUGGUUUUUAUGCAACCAAAACUUGCCUCCAAGCAAGAAGGAAUUCUAAAAUAAGCACCUGCUUAGAGGCCACCGAGAGCACAUCUAAGGGGCUGGUGAGCAACAUGUUGAUGAGCCACUGGCUUGGAGGGUUCUUUACAAGAUACAACUUGGGCAGGAGCCAUUGCAGAACUGUUCAUAUAUGCACCAGAUGAUCCUAAGCCCAGCUCAAUACACUAGCAAAACCAAUGGCUUGUGUGUGGAUCCCCUCUUAUGUUUCAAGCAGGAAACUAAAGCUGAGUCUGUCUGAGCUUAUUCUGACUGGGGCAAUGAUAGUGAUGCCUCAAACAUAAUAUAUUGCUUUCAACUCAUAAUUUAGGCCACGUGGGACAUAUUGUUCCAUUGUUUGACUCCAACCUUAAGGGGGUUAUUGACUAAAACUCUAAUUAUUAGAGAGAAUUUUUUCGAGAUUUAUUAAAACCCGAAGCUGCUAGCAAUUUGAAUCUGAAAAUAAUCUGUCAAUGGCAGAUGGUCCCUUAAAACUUUGAAAAAUGUUUUGUCUUCAUGUUUCUUGAAAGUUUUGAGCUUUUAGCUCUGCUUUUCUUUCAAUAAUCCAAACUAUUUGGUUUUCAGCCAACAACUCAGAGCAUCAUUUCUAAAAAUUGUUGCAUAAUUUGAAUUAACACUCAAUUUUGUCACAACAUUUUGUUUUUGAGUAAAUAACCCCUACGUGUUCAUGUUGUAUUCAAUUUAGGCCUGGUAGGUAACCUUUGUGCUGGAGGUUGGAUGUCAACUCCCUCCAGCUCAACCUGGAUUGUCUGGAAUAAACAACAACAACAAAAAAAAAAUACAAUAAUGCCUAUCCCACAGUAAAUUAGUAGAAAAAAAAUUGUGAUUUAGUAACUCCCCAAAUGUAAAAUGUGGUCUAGGUGCCUCAACCCCACAGCAACCCUUUCCAUAUCAAAUUCUAAAGCUGAUGCCACACAAUGCUAAAACUUGGCCUGCUGAAAAACACACUGAGGAUCAGCCCCUACCCUUGCAUCAGCUUCCUUCUUGCCUGCACCUGAAUUUCAGACCUGUAAUCUGUAAACUCAGGCCAACUCAGCGGUUCCAGGUGCAGGCAUGAAGAAAGGCUCAUGCUUGUGUAGGGGUCGAUUCUCAGUGAGUUUUUUCAGCAGGUACAAGAUUCGGGCCCCAUGUGAUUUCGGCCUAAAUGUUGUUGGGCAAGAAAGCACAAAGGUUACUACAAAAAUGUGUUAAAAUCAAAAGAUCUUUAUUGUCACAACCUCUUCAUUACCUUCCUCAUUCCGUGCUCCAUGAGCACUUAUUCAUAGCCUAUUGUAACCCAGUUCAGAUUGCUUAAGAGAAGUCUAGGGUUGCAACCCACCUGAUUUUGACCCCGACAGCCCGGUUUUUCCAGUUUAGGAAAAACAGGUAGGAUUCUCCUCAAUCAAGGUGACAAUUGGCCAACUGCAGUCACAGCCCUCCUGCUUAGGGUUCCUACCUUUUCCCCCAGUGAAGACUGGGCAGGGGGAGGGGCUAUGGGCCAUGCCAACAACAGCUCCAUCCCACAACGCCACCUGUAACUGCUGCCUGGACUUCACUGCCCCCAUAGGUGUCAUCCCUAGAGGGGUCAGCUUUAUAAAUUGUAAUACAUCAUUUCAUUUUCUUAAUCACAGAAAGUCAGUAUUAAGUGGUGGGGGGGGGGCAUUUUGGGCCUCUGUGUACCUGAAAUAGGGCCUAUUUAAAUUCCAGUCAGGGCUGGGCAUGAUGUAGAAUUCAGGUUACCACAGUAUUCACAGAGGGAUAGGUUCCCUUCAAUACAUCAUUAUUCAGCUAUUUAUAACAUUCAGGCACUGGCAUUAUCUUAUGCCAAAGAAUCGUAUUGAAGCUGUAAUGAGCUGCAGGACUCUCCGUUAUUUCCCCCUCACCUCGCUAUGUGUUUAGCAGUAAUGGCUGCUUGUAGUCGUGAGGCGAGCUACCACACUCAGGCUUAGUCCCUUUCCUAUAUUUUCCCCCGGCCACAUACAAGAGGUUUCAGAAGUGCCCAGGCAUUACCGGAGCAUUAUAUGCUAAGAUAGCAUCUCGAGAUUCUCGACCCACGUCACGAAGGAUCACAAACAAUCAGGAAGUUUUACUACUGUAACCGUUGACCAAUCAGUAAACAAGCCUUCACGACUGAAACGCCCCCUAUCGCUACGUCUAGGCUGUUGAUUGGGCCUCUCCCACCACCAGCUCUUCGCGAUUGGCUUUCCAUAAUAAGAAACUCUGAUUAGACAAUGCAUUCCGGCCCCACAUUCUGAUUGGUGGAUGUAGAACUGACAGUGAUGCGCUCUUACCUGCUAUGCCCUAUGUACCGGAGUUCGCUGGUUGACAGUUCACCAGCAGGAGAUGUAGUGGUGUAACCCACCGGCAUGUCUAACGCGCUUGUAAUGGCGGGGGAUCCCCUCGUGCCUGGUAGCUGCGUUUCCCAAGUACACCCGGUGUUUAAGGCCUUCUUGUGCGGAUCUCUGAGCGGCACUUGUUCUACACUUCUCUUCCAGCCGCUGGAUCUGGUCAAGACUCAACUACAGGCUCACCAGCUCUCUGCCAGCACUGCCGGGAGCCGUCCUCGAAUGCUAAACCUUUUAAUGAAGGUUAUACGGAAUGAGAAUAUUUUAGGACUAUGGAAAGGUGUCUCCCCUUCCUUCCUGCGCUGUAUCCCCGGUGUUGGACUGUACUUUAGCACCCUCUAUAUGCUGAAGCACCACUUUUUCGCAGAGCAGGACCCCACACCUUUGGAGUCUGUUAUGUUGGGAGCAGGGUCCAGGACAGUAGCUGCUGUGUGCAUGCUGCCCUUUACCGUUGUGAAGACUCGCUAUGAGAGCGGCAAAUAUGGAUACAAAAGUGUGUAUGGUGCAUUGAAGAAUAUCUACAAAACUGAGGGUCCACGCGGUCUUUUCAGUGGGCUCACUGCCACUCUCCUGCGAGAUGCUCCCUUUUCCGGGAUCUACUUAAUGUUUUAUACUAGGGCCAAAAAACUUGUGCCACAUGAUCAGAUUGAUCCAUUAUUUAGUCCUGUUUUGAACUUCAGCUGUGGUAUUGUGGCUGGUAUUCUGGCAUCUGUGGCCACUCAACCUGCGGAUGUCAUCAAGACUCACAUGCAGCUAUCCCAUGAAAAGUACCAUUGGACAGGACAGGUUGCACUUAACAUCUACCGGAGCCAUGGGCUAACUGGAUUUUUCCGUGGGGGUGUCCCCCGUGCUCUCCGAAGGACUCUUAUGGCAGCCAUGGCUUGGACAGUAUAUGAACAAAUGAUGGAGAAAAUGGGAUUGAAGUCCUGAACUGUGCAACUUUAUUUAAGAGAGCUGAAUGGGCUGGAAGCCAUUGGCACUUUGACAGCGAUGUUACAAGUACAAGAAUUUGAUCGAAGCAGAUUCACCUCUGCAAACAGAGUCCUCCAGAGAUGAAGAUACAAAAUGCCUCGACACUUACUAAAUCCUGAAGCGCAGGAAGCAUCGAUAGAAUAUGGCAAUGGACCCGGGUUUUUAAAGAAAAAUGUCCUAAA
Molecule: messenger RNA, 3787 nt
Organism: Xenopus laevis (African clawed frog)
Lineage: Eukaryota; Metazoa; Chordata; Amphibia; Anura; Pipidae
Gene: slc25a38.S
Product: solute carrier family 25 member 38 S homeolog
Exons: 6
Coding region: 2655-3563 (302 amino acids)
Source: RefSeq, a predicted model, not a curated record